Molecule: messenger RNA, 3600 nt
Organism: Melospiza georgiana
Lineage: Eukaryota; Metazoa; Chordata; Aves; Passeriformes; Passerellidae
Gene: GPM6B
Product: glycoprotein M6B
Exons: 8
Coding region: 233-1219 (328 amino acids)
Biological process (GO): axon development; central nervous system myelination
Cellular component (GO): plasma membrane; myelin sheath
Molecular function (GO): structural constituent of myelin sheath
Source: RefSeq, a predicted model, not a curated record
GACGUAUAGCUGAGCGAGCUGGCACAGCUCCUCGUGGACCAGUCAGCGGAGCGAAAUUGAAGCUGACAAGACUUUUCUGGCAUUUUGGAAAGGACUGUAAUCUACUGUAGGGGAGAACAGAGCCGCUCAAUCACCGCCGCUGUAAAUAGGAGACGGAAGGGAGCGAGAAAGGAGGCGAAGAGAAAAAGUGCUUGCUGGGGGGGGAGGGGGGGCGGCAUUUUUGGUGGAUGGUAUGAAGCCAGCCAUGGAAACUGCAGCGGAGGAAAAUGCAGAACAAAGCCAAGAGAAAAAAGUGAUCACCAGACCAGAAAUGGAAAUUGGCAGGUACCACUGGAUGUACAGGAGUUCAAGGCCACACCGGUACCAUCAUGUGCCAGCAUUGAGAGGCAAUAUUAGUCCUUUGGGGAUUCAAGGUUGCUUUGAAUGUUGCAUUAAGUGCCUAGGAGGAGUGCCAUAUGCUUCACUCGUGGCAACCAUUCUCUGCUUCUCGGGGGUAGCGUUGUUUUGUGGCUGCGGCCACGUGGCGCUCACGGGAACCGUGUCCAUCCUCGAGCAGCACUUCUCCACGACUGCCAGUGACCAUGCUUUGCUGAGUGAAGUAAUACAGCUAAUGCAGUAUGUAAUUUAUGGCAUUGCAUCGUUUUUCUUCCUAUAUGGCAUAAUCCUUUUGGCGGAAGGUUUUUAUACAACAAGUGCUGUGAAGGAGCUGCAUGGAGAGUUCAAAACAACAGCCUGUGGCCGCUGCAUCAGUGGAAUGUUUGUUUUCCUCACCUAUGUGCUUGGAGUGGCCUGGCUCGGGGUCUUCGGCUUCUCCGCUGUGCCUGUCUUUAUGUUCUAUAACAUCUGGUCAACUUGUGAAGUCAUCAAAUCUUUCCAGAGCAAUGUGACAGUUCCAGGGGACCAGAUCUGCGUGGACAUCAGGCAAUACGGUAUUAUUCCUUGGAAUGCUGUACCUGGCAAAGCCUGUGGCCCAAUUUUAGAGAACAUCUGCAACACGAAUGAGUUCUACAUGUCUUACCACCUGUUCAUUGUGGCUUGUGCUGGAGCUGGUGCCACUGUCAUAGCAUUGAUCCACUUCCUCAUGAUACUGUCUUCUAACUGGGCCUACUUAAAGGAUGCAAGCAAAAUGCAGGCCUACCAAGAUAUCAAAGCAAAAGAAGAGCAGGAGCUUCAGGAUAUCCAGUCUCGGUCAAAAGAGCAACUCAAUUCUUACACAUAAAUGUUUGCCACAAUAAUUCAGCAGAAGAGUUCCGUAGCUCUGACAAAUCAGCAAAUAGCUGCUCUGCAGUACAGAUGUGUGUCUAGCAAACGAAAUUAGAGAGAAGUGUAAAAGCUUCACAUUCCAGCUCCUGGAAAACUUUUUUAGGGAAAUCAUCCCAUUGGUAAUCUUCCAUCCUUUCUAAAAGAGAAUGGAGGGUUUAUUCCAGGCAUUUUAAAAGGCAACACUUUACAAAAAGUGACCAAAUUAUUCUUCUUUGAGACUUGGUGUUUAACAUUUGACUUGUUUUGGAGCAUGACGCCCUGCACAAGCCGGUGGCGGGUGCCCCGGCCGAGCAGGCAGUGAUCUGUGCAGACCUCAGGCAGUGCAGGGUGUGUGAGUGAGCACUCCCAAAGGAACCCGUGCCCAGCUGGCAUUCCUGAGAGAGAGGAGCUCCUGUGUUUGUGUGUGUGUGAUGGCACAGCUGCAGCAGCUCCCAGGUGGUGCAGGGGGGCUGUUUGGGAGCACCCACACCUGGGCCAUGGGAGCAGCUGCACUCCUGUGCCACACACUGCCACCACGAAGCAUCCCUGUGCUCACCUGAGGGGCGAGCAGAUCUCCCAAGUUCUAAUCCUUUUAUUAACUACUUAAUGGAAUGUAGACCCCUGGAUCUGGAUAAUGAUCCCCUUCUUUGAAAAUAAAUGUCAGCUUUGCCUUAAUAUUUAUUUUCUAUAAAUGUUGUAGCAUUUAUAUAGUGGCAGGAGACCAUUAUCCUACAUUUUAAGUAAGUGAAAGUGUUACCUUAUUAAAAUGACACUGAUCUGACAAUUCCAAAUGAGCGGAUGGGAAAGUUUGCAGAGUUUUACACAAACAAUAAAAUUUGCAGCCAUAAAAAUAAUACAGGAUGUCCACCUUUCUCUAUCUUGGUGCUUAGCAAAUUUAUAGUCAGUGCUUAUGUGUUUUCCUUUUUACAAAUUAAUUAGCACACUAAGAAAACGUGGUGUUCAGAAAAAAAACAACAAACAAACUGGUGCCAUUUUAAAGUCAUUUCCCAUAGAAGUCUGCCUUCUAAUUAAUGUUUUUUUUCAGAAGCAUUCAGUGAUAUCUUGAGUAUUAGUGAUGGUAUAUUUGGUGUUUGUUCUAUAUGAUAUAUAUAUAUAUAUAUAUAAAUGUUGGGGGGGAAAAGUAAAAAUACAUCAUUCAUUUGAAAAAAUUAAAUAUUCAAGUCAUACCCCUGCUAAGCUGACGUGUGGUUUGGUAGUUUUGACUGUUUGCUGAAUAUACAUCAAAGGAAGCACAAAUUCCUUCAAAUCAGUAUUAAGAGAAAAGGCAUUUUUUGGGGGGUAUUAACUUCAAAUAUAAUUUCUUUUGUUGACUAUUGAAGUCUAAUUUGACAGUUUCAAAAAAGGGGCAAAGUUGAUUGAUGUAGAGCAAAUAUGACAAAAUAGCCUAGUGUAUGUUCUUACCUGUUGCAUGAAGGAGACAUUUCUACAGCAAUGCAGGUGAUGUUCUAGCCCAGUGUUUGCAUAAGGGUAAUAAUGGAGGCAGUGUCUUAAAGCCUAAUUCUUUUCUAAUUCAGUGUAGCUAUUACUGGGAGUUUUUGAAGUUUUGUUUAAGUAGUCUAAUAUUUUUAUGUAAAGAGCAUUAAAUUUUGCUAUGUAUAAAUUUUUGUAACCUAACAGUGAAUCAAUAUUUUCUAUCAGUGCCAAGGGCUUCCUGUAGUUACAUCCAAGUGUUAAAAUAAAUAUUUGUAGAUAAUAGACAACACUUGUGUAUGCUUAUUUGAACCCAGACCUACAGCUACUCCAUGGCAGUGCAUCUCUAGGCUUUAUGUCUCUAUCUGAGGUGAAACACGUUCUGUUCCAGAGCUCCCUGCCCUCUUGCAUGGGCAGGGCAGCUCUGCAGUUGCAGCUGCAGCAGCAGCUGUGUGCAGCAUGCAGUAGUGGUAGUUGUUCCAGGCCAGCAUAAUGCAACAAGCACUACCCCACCCCAACAUCCAGAAAUUCUAAGUCACUCAAACAUUCUGUAAAGGCCAGAGUGGCUGCAAUAGCAAAUUAGCAGUAUGCAAAAUCAGAGUAACAACCACAGCACAUUUUAGCUCCAUUUCAAAAAGCAAAGUUUGUAUCUGUCACGGUUUUGGUACAUUGUGUUUAAACAUCCAGCAAAUUUAAGACAGAACUUUGGUUUUUUGCCCCUAAAUUCUGUCAAACUUGGCUUCAUGUUCUUGUAGUUAGGUCAAGAUGAGCAGCCUCAAAUGCAGUGCAAGUUGUAAUAUAUGCUGCCACCCAAACUUACUUCAUUGAUAAAAACUACUGUAUUUUAUACUGUAAAUAAAGUUUAAUGAUCUUGCCUAUAAUCUACCUACAAAAUACAAAGCUUAAAUAAAGAUGAGUUAAAUAGCA